AUGAAGAAUCAUCUCCUUCAUUUCCUGAUAUUUGUAAUGCCAGUAGCUGUUGGUAAGUAAAACUACCAUAUAAUUUGUUUUCUUCUCGCGGACAAAUGCACGCAAGCAUGUGUUGAGAGGAAAUUUGGGUUCAUCUCAAUUGGUUUUUAAGAUAGAAUUAUUGAUUCUACUGAGAGUCGAAAUUUUUGACUGAACAAUAUACAUAUUUCUAUCAUUGUCGUGGGAGAACUCUGUCCUCGUGAUCGAACUUAGUCCAUAUCUUCUUUGUCAUUUCACGAAGUCUAGAAUUUAGAGUUUGAAUCACUUUCUUAUUUUUAGGUUAUUUUUGCGCAAACUUAGCUUAGGAUUGGAUGUCAUUAACCCCAUUCACACCAAAGCUUAAACAUGUUUCAAAGCUGUUUUAUUAAACACGGUGUUAGAAGCUACUUAAACUGAUGUUUGUCGACUUCAAAUGUAACGCGUUGAAAAUUAUUUGAAUCCUAUGGAAAGUUUAGUUUUUAUCAGUUCCCUGAGGCUGAUUUUCAUUCAGUGAAACCCGGUUCGUCUAAACAUGUUUUUCUGGUGUGAAUGGGUAUAAUUUAGUUUACUUUUGUGCGAACGUAACUCAGGAUUAGAUGUCAUAGUCACAGAAUACAUGUUUACAUUUUUAAUUUACAAAUACAAGAUAUACUCGAGCCAGCGUCUUGUAACAAACAAAGGUUGCGCUUAAAUUUAAGCUCCCGCUCUUCUCUCAAAAUUGAAUAAGUACCCCACACUCUACUCGUAAUAGGAGCCAUCAUUAAGACCAGAAUAGAUAAUGUGUAAGGUGUACUAUGGUAUGCAGGCUUGUCAAACUGAAAGCGCGUAAGAAAUUUCUAUAAGAACAACGAAACAAAUGUGCUUGUUAGUUCCUGCAUAGUCGUCAGAAGGGUGCCAUCAUUUCCCACAGUGAUAAUCGAAUCACUUUUACUUUCGUUCUAUUUUGUUUGACUCUCUGAAGCCUACAGACGCCAGGCAAGAUGCUAUAAAUGCGAUGGGAACAAUGAACAAUGCAGUCUGGCUAUGAUGCACUCGGAUAUUGCAAAGUACACAGUGAGAUGCCCGCGAGAUUAUGAUAACUGCCUCACAGUGUUCCUGGAGCAAGAUGGAAGAAAGAUCUUUAAUAAACGGUGUGCAAGUGAUAGGAUCUGCAACAGAGAAACAUCUCGCUGCGGGGGAAGCGAGCGCGCGACCAAGGGAGGUCUUCAGACCGAGAAGAUUUGUCAUGCAUGGUGCUGUAAAGGGGACUGGUGCAAUCCUGGGCCACGUGUCUCUCCAGCACAUCUUGUGAUGAUGUCAGGGCUUCUGUUCGUGAACUUGAUGUGUAGGAUUUAA
Messenger RNA from Pocillopora meandrina, 1353 nucleotides. NCBI's taxonomy places the organism in Eukaryota, Metazoa, Cnidaria, Anthozoa, Scleractinia, Pocilloporidae. The record is from the annotation of a GenBank genome assembly.